Molecule: messenger RNA, 14184 nt
Organism: Hemicordylus capensis (graceful crag lizard)
Lineage: Eukaryota; Metazoa; Chordata; Lepidosauria; Squamata; Cordylidae
Gene: BRWD3
Product: bromodomain and WD repeat domain containing 3
Exons: 40
Coding region: 557-5926 (1789 amino acids)
Biological process (GO): regulation of transcription by RNA polymerase II; cytoskeleton organization; regulation of cell shape
Cellular component (GO): nucleus
Molecular function (GO): protein binding
Source: RefSeq, a predicted model, not a curated record
AAGGCACGAGAAAACAGCCAGGGAAGCAACCCCGCUCAGCCGGCCAAGGCCGCUCACGAGAGGCCGUGGCCCGACUAGGCCGCAGCCUUCCCUCUCCCUUCCAAUCCCCGCCCCUUCCUCAGCCCGGCCGGCCAGCCCGCCCGCUCCAUCGCCCCCGCGCGGCCGGAGGCUCCCUCAGCCAGCCGCCUGCCCGGCCGCCUCCGCGCUAGCUGCCUUCUCCCCGCUACCCCCGCCGUGCUGAGCGGCUGUCUCUCGUCGUCCUUCUCCCCUCGGGCGAGCCGCCCGUUUCCACGGGCGCCCUUUUCUAUGGCGGCGGCGGCGGCGGCCGGGCGGCGAGCAACGGCCCCUCAGCUCCCCCGCCGGGGCUGCUGGGGGCGGCCGUAGCAGUAGCCGCAGCCGCCGCUCUUCCUCGGUCGGCGCCCCAGGCAGAGCCUCGCUGGGGCUGGGGGAGCCUCGCAGCGGCAACGGGGCGCCUUUCUCCUCGCCGCCGCCCUCGCCGCUUCCGUCCUGACGGGCCUUCUCCUGAGGAGGAGGAGGAGGAGGAGGAAGAGGAAGGAUGGCGGCCCCGGCGGCAGCCACGACCCAGCUGGAAGCCGAGCUUUACUACCUGAUCGCCCGCUUCCUCCAGUCCGGACCUUGCAAGAAAUCCGCCCAGGUGCUGGUGGAGGAGCUGGAAGAGCACCAGUUGAUCCCACGGCGCCUGGAUUGGCAAGGCAAGGAGCACCGAAGAAGCUUUGAGGAUCUGGUGGCAGCCAAUGCACACAUCCCUCCAGACUACCUUCUCAAAAUCUGUGAGAGGAUUGGGCCCCUGUUAGACAAGGAGAUCCCGCAGAGUGUACUUGGGGUGCAGACUUUACUGGGAGUCGGACGGCAAUCAUUGCUGAGGGCAGCCAAAGAUUGCAGACACACAUCAUGGAAAGGAUCUGCAUUUUCAGCGCUCCACAGAGGCAGGCCGCCGGAACUACCCGUAAACUAUGGGAAACCACCCAACGUGGUAAAUAUAAUUUCUGCCAGACAUUCAACCGGAUAUGGACGUUUCAGCCAUUUGUUUCCAACGUCCUUCUAUCAACACAUCAAGAUGCACAAGAGGAUUCUGGGGCAUUUAUCGUCUGUAUAUUGUGUAGCAUUUGAUCGCAGUGGGAGACGGAUUUUCACAGGUUCCGAUGACUGCCUAGUGAAAAUUUGGGCUACAGAUAACGGCCGUCUGCUCUCAACACUCCGAGGACAUUCAGCGGAAAUUUCAGACAUGGCUGUUAGUUAUGAAAACACCCUACUUGCUGCAGGCAGCUGUGACAAGGUAGUCCGAGUCUGGUGUCUUCGAACCUGUGCGCCAGUUGCAGUACUCUUGGGCCACUCGGCUUCUAUUACUUCCAUACAGUUUUCUCCAGCAAGAAAAGGAACUGUUCGAUACCUCACUUCUACUGGUGCUGAUGGAACAAUCUGCUUCUGGCAAUGGCAUUCAAACACAAUGAAAUUUAAGGAUCGACCAGUUAAAUUUGCUGAAAGAUCAAGGCCUGGGGUUCAGAUAUCUUGUUCAUCUUUCAGCUCUGGUGGCAUGUUUAUUGCAACCGGAAGCACUGACCAUGUGAUAAGAAUAUAUUAUUUGGGUUCUGAAUCUCCAGAGAAGAUUGCUGAAUUAGAGUCACAUAUGGACAAAGUAGUUGCUGUCCAGUUCUGCAACAAUGGAGACAGGUUAAGGUUUGUCAGUGGAAGCAGAGACGGAACCGCCAGAAUAUGGCAAUACCAGCAACAAGAAUGGAAGAACAUUGUGCUGGAUAUGGCUACCAAGAUGACUGGGAACAGCCUCAUGUCUGGAGAGGAUAAGGUGUCCAAACUGAAGGUGACCAUGGUAGCUUGGGACAGAUAUGAUACCACUGUUAUCACCGCAGUCAACAACUUCCUUUUGAAAGUGUGGAACCCUUCUACAGGGCAGCUUAUUCACAGCUUAUCUGGUCAUGACGAUGAAGUGUUUGUUCUGGAAGCUCACCCAUUUGACCAAAGGAUCAUGCUCUCUGCAGGCCACGAUGGGAACAUUUUCAUUUGGGACCUUGAGAAAGGAACAAAAAUCCGCAAUUACUUCAACAUGAUUGAGGGUCAAGGCCACGGUGCAGUCUUUGAUUGUAAAUUCUCCCCGGACGGACAGCAUUUUGCCUGCACAGACUCACAUGGACACCUCUUGCUCUUUGGGUUUGGAUGCAAUAAAUAUUACGAAAAGAUUCCAGAUCAGAUGUUCUUCCACACAGAUUAUCGCCCUCUGAUCCGUGAUGCUAAUAACUAUGUGCUAGAUGAACAAACUCAGCAAGCCCCACAUCUCAUGCCUCCCCCAUUCUUGGUAGAUGUGGAUGGAAAUCCUCACCCCACAAGAUACCAACGGUUGGUCCCAGGACGGGAAAACUGUAAAGAUGAGCAACUCAUUCCUCAGCUGGGAUAUGUGGCAAAUGGCGAUGGUGAGGUGGUGGAGCAAGUGAUUGGGCAGCAAACCAAUGACCAUGAAGAGAGCAUCCUCGAUGGAAUGAUCAGGGAACUGCAGCGGGAGCAAGAUCAGAGGAGGCUCAGUGAAGGUGAAGCUCCUCCAAAUCCUCUGCAAAACAGAUUACGGUCUGUUAGUGUUUUCAGAAGUCCAAGUUUGGAUCUAGCUUCCCCGCCAAAUGUUGGGCUGAGGAGGAGUGGUCAGAUUGAAGGUGUCCGGCAAAUGCAUCACAAUGCUCCCAGAAGCCAGAUGGCCACUGAGAGAGAUCUCAUGGCUUGGAGCCGAAGAGUGGUGGUGAAUGAGCUGCAUCCUGGGGUUAGCAGAGUCCAAGAAGAAUGCCGAGCUGCCAAAGGUGAUUUAGAAAUUCAUCUGUACAUGCUGGAGAAGAAGAGGAAGCCUUCCCACAUUUUACAAAGGAAUGAUUAUCAACCCGGCAGCGGACGUUCCUUACGAAGAAACCAGCGCAAGCGGCAACAUGCUUACCAAACCCGCUCCACCAUUGACCAGGGGUCACAGGGUGGAAGGAGAAAUUCACAUACUCAGGAAGACUCUGAAAGCUCCUCUGAGGAAGAUGACACGGUUGGCACAAGUGAUGCAUCUGUGGAUGACACCGUGGCUGUAUGGCAGACUGAAAGCAGUUCCAGUGAUUCGUCGAGUGAAUAUUCUGAUUGGACUGCCGACGCUGGGAUUAAUCUCCAGCCUCCAAAGAGACAAACAAGACAAACAGCUCACAAGAUCUGUAGCAGCUCUGAAGACGAAAAUGUGAAGGAUACAAAAGGACCAGAAGAGAAGCGCAAGAAGCCCAAACAGACACGAAGGAAGAAACCUGGUGGACUGCUUUCAAUGGAUGGUGAACCCACGGAGGAAUGGUUUGCUCCCCAUUGGAUACUGGAUACCAUACCACGACGGUCUCCCUUUGUCCCACAAAUGGGAGAUGAGAUUAUCUAUUUCAGGCAAGGGCACGAAGCUUAUGUGCGCGCAGUGAGGAAGGCAAAAAUUUACAGUGUUAACUUGCAGAAACAACCUUGGAAUAAAAUGGAACUCAGGGAACAAGAAUUUGUGAAAAUUGUGGGAAUUAAGUACGAAGUUGGACCACCUACACUUUGCUGCUUGAAGCUUGCCUUUCUUGAUCCAAUCUCAGGCAAAAUGACUGGUGAAUCAUUUUCCAUUAAAUACCAUGAUAUGCCAGAUGUCAUUGAUUUCCUUGUGUUGCAUCAGUUUUACAAUGAAGCCAAAGAAAGAAACUGGCAAAUUGGGGAUCGAUUCCGCAGCAUCAUUGACGAUGCCUGGUGGUUUGGGACCGUGGAGAGUCAACAGCCGUUCCAGUCGGAAUAUCCUGAUAGUUCCUUCCAAUGCUACAGUGUUCACUGGGACAAUAAUGAAAGGGAAAAAAUGAGUCCCUGGGACAUGGAGCAAAUUCCAGAAGGAACUGCUUAUCCAGAGGAGGUGGGAGCGGGAGUCCCGGUGACCACGGAAGAGCUGGCAUCUUUGCUGUACAAACCGCAAGAGGGUGAAUGGGGAGCUCAUUCCCGAGAUGAAGAAUGUGUACGGGUCCUACAAGGCAUUGAUCAACUUCUUUCCCUAGAUAUUUCCAAUCCUUUUGCCGUCCCAGUGGACCUUAGUGCCUAUCCUCUGUAUUGCACUGUUGUUGCUUAUCCAACUGACCUCACCACCAUAAGGAGAAGACUUGAAAACAGGUUUUACAGGAGAAUAUCUGCACUAAUGUGGGAGGUUAGAUACAUUGAACACAAUGCUAGGACUUUCAAUGAGCCCGAUAGUCCUAUAGUGAAAACAGCCAAAAUAGUAACGGACGUCUUACUCCACUACAUUGGGGAUCAAAGUUGUACAGAUAUCCUGGAGAUCUAUAACAAAGUAAAGGCAGAAGACUUGAGUAGCACAGAUGAAGAGGAGGAGGUGGCAGGAUAUGCAGAUUCAGAUGUUCCAGGAACCUCAUCUGGGAAAAGAACUGUAAGGCAGCAAACGGAAAAGCAGCCCUCCACAGCCCAUGCCGACGCCUGGAAAGAGCAGUGCAAGCAAUUACUAAGCCUCAUCUAUGAACGUGAAGACUCUGAGCCAUUCCGGCAACCCGUUGAUCUGUUUUCUUACCCCGAUUAUCGAGAUAUUGUAGACACUCCAAUGGACUUCAGCACUGUGAAAGAAACUUUGGAAGCUGGCAAUUAUAUGAACCCCCUAGAAUUCUACAAAGACGUUCGCUUGAUAUUCUGCAACUCGAAAGCGUACACACCUAAUAAAAAAUCAAGGAUCUACAGCAUGACGCUUCGCUUAUCUGCCUUAUUUGAGAACCAUAUCAAGACCAUUAUUUCCGAGUACAAGUCAGCAAUGCAGCAUCAGAAGAGGAGGUGGACGCGACUACGGUACCGAAAAAGACUCCGGAGUAGCAGCAGUUCUUCCUCUAGCAGCAGGGCCCCCAGCCCCAAAGGCAAACAUAAGCAACUGAAGGUGCAACCUAAAACAAACCUGAAUACCUCAUUGCCUUUAACUAGGACUAAUUCUUCAGUUUCAUCUCAUGUUUCAGAUACUACUGAGGAACUACUGGGCUCAGCGGCUGUGGAAGAGAUGGCAAGUCAGCCGUCCUCAUCAGGCUCCAGCGUCCAGAACCGCAGUGGAAAUAAUGGUGAGCCAGGGAAGAAUCGGCCCAUCAGAAAUAAAUCCACUCCAAUCAAGCAAGAUCAACCUCCUGAUAAGCCCCUGACAAAUGGUGAUGGGAGAGAGCCCCGGACAGCAGUCAAGCGAAAACUGUCAAGUGCAUCAGAGGAGGAUGAACACACUGGCAAGGAGGAGAAGAGAGAACAAAAAGAAAAAACAAGUUUGUCCACUUCAGAAAGUGGGGAUUCGCAAUCGAACCUGAGUUCUGAAAGCAGAUGUGGCUCCGAUUCAGACUCCGAGUCAAGCUCUCGAACGGAUCAGGACUACAUUGAUGGAGAUCACGGCUACAGCAAAUCGGUUCAAGAGAAACCAAAAAGAAAACUUCGACGAAACAUCUCCAGUGGGCAGAGAAACUGGCAGGGCAGAGGGACGGGUAGAAGAGGGAGAUGGGGCCGAUGGGGGCGGUGGAACAGAGGCGGGCGGGGCAGUCGGGGUGGAAGAGGCUGCAGCAGAGGUAGAAGAGGUGCCCGGGGACGAAGAAGAGGCCGAGGGAGAGGAGCCUCCAGAGGAGCUUCCAGAGUCAAGCGCCCACGAAUUGCGGAUGAUGAGUUUGAGAAUCUUUUUGGUGGGCGCUUCAGUGAGAACACGUUUGGUGGGCGGUUCAGCAGGCCACCUCGGAUUAAAACCAGGAAUGAGGGCAGGCGGACCGUUUUAUAUAACGAUGAUUCGGACAAUGACACUUUUGUGCACACUGAGGAUCCCCUGAAUCUUGGGACAUCCAGAUCUGGCAGGGUACGGAAAAUGACAGAAAAGGCCAGGGUGAGCCAUCUCAUGGGAUGGAAUUAUUGACUGAGGAGAAACAACAGAUGUGAACCAUGACAUUUGGACAUCAGUGGCCUUCUACUGCAGGGAUCUUUGCCAGAAAAAAAAUCUACUAAGCAAAUUGUGCGGGGACUCCGCUCACAGUUUCUGUGGUGCUUUUCCAUUUUUCCCAUACGGCUUUCUGUGUGUUUGUAUUUUGAAGACUUCUGAUUGCCACAAGUUCUUGGCCAAAAGAAGCCUUAUCCACGGGUUCUUUUAAUGGCAGUAAUGCUUCCUCACACUACACCUUCAUUCUGGCACAGAACCAUGGCAUUAGAAUCAUGAUUAUGAAGCCUCUCCUUGUUGCUUCUGUGUUUUUGUGCAUUUUAGAAACCACACCUUCGUAUUGAAUUUUUAAAAACUAUGUAUGCCCUUCAUUCUUUACAUCCCAUAAUAACUUUUGCACAGUAACACCACUCCUAAAGGCAGCUAUAAUAUUUUUACAAUUUCUCUAUUGUGCAAAAGAUCUGGAUGGUUUUAAUCUUCCCAGACCAAACUUCUGCUGAACGGCAUUCAUACUUGGGCCUCUGAAAAAAUUUUCCCAUUCUUUUUCAUUCACGUUUUAAAAGGAGAGAGGGGGGGGAGAGGAGAUGGUUGGUGCCUUGUAAAUAUGUAGCAAACAUUUGAUGUUUUAACACAUGCAUUAACAUGAUUAUUUAAAAAAGAGUACUUGAGAACUUUGAAUCUCUAGACACAGAGGUGCCAAAUCCAAGUUCCUUAGAUCUGUUUUCUUUCUGCCACCUUCCUAUUUUUAUAGCAUUAACCAAGAUUGCCACUGACAUUAACAUCAGUGUUGAAAUGGUCUCUUGCCAGAUAUGGCUUUAAAGGGUCAUAGCUUAGCUGUCUUCCAACUAAGGGGAACCUGACAAAGAGAACUUUGUUCUCUCUGGGAACUUUACAAGGGGAACUUUACAAAGAUAUUGCAGUCCUGUUACUGAAGGAAAGGAAAUUAGUUCUGUGGCAGGAGUAGAAGUGUCCAGUACACUACCAAAUAACAUUUUUUUUGGCGUGAGCUCCAAUGCAACAGUCAUGCUCAAAAUGGCUUUUCACAGGCUGACUGACUCAGAUGGGCAGGCUGAUCUCAUACAUAGGGCAGGUUCAGUGGCAUCUGAGGUUGCCACCUGCCCAGGAGUGCCUUUGGUAACGAGAUGCCAUGAUUGGUUUUAUCUUACGAAUCUAUCAAUCUUGGCAUCUCGUUAUCGGGAUAGGAAGUAGGGCUCAUGCAUGCGGCCGGAGGUUCAGCAGCUAGCGGCAGCCUCAGGUACCUUAUGUGUGAACCCAGCCAUGCUUUCCUACAAUGCCUCACUUAAUUUGAUCCUUAAAACAUUGUUGUCCCUUCCUUGGCCCACUUAAUAUGCACAAGGCCCUGCACUUGACAUCACAAACCUCCAGAAAGCCUCCAUGGACUCUGUUCAAAGACAGCGGAUUGGUGUGGAGACUCCAAGGCAUCCACCACCUUCAAGGGCUUCCCCAUUCAUAGAGGGACCCAACUGGGAUGUAUUGAUUUUUUGUUUUUGGUGCAUGCCGAUUGGCUCCUUCAGGUGAAGUUGAAUGCAAGAGAUCCCUGUGACCAUUUUAGUCACAAUCAUAGAUUUCUGGAUGAGAGCGAUAGCAUCUGGAUUGAUGCAGGGGGUUCUCACACUUGGACCUGCAUGUUCUUGGGUUCAACUCCCAUCAUUGGCCAAAGGCCAUUGUGGCUGAAGAAGGACAUCUGGGGACCCAAGUUUGAGAAUUCCUGGCUUAGUGAUGUUGAAAAAGAACAAUAGCUGCCAUGUUACCAUGUGACAGUGGUUAAUUGUGUGUGUGUGUGUGUGUGUGUGUGUGUGAGAGAGAGAGAGAUGAUCGUUUUUUGCUUGCCCCUCAAGGCUGUAGAUUGGCCUUGUUAAUGAACUUGAAUAUGCUUUGCCUUUGGGAUAUAUUAGUUGUAUUUUUAAUUUUUAGUUGUAAAUAGUUGUAUUUUUCUGUUUUAUGUAAUUCAGGGUAUCCAAAAUUGCAUGCGGAGGAGGAGAGAAGAGACAGGAAGUCAACAUAAAAGGAUGGAGUGACCUUUUCAUGCACAUCCUUUUUUCUGGUCUUCUGGGCAAAACCUUUGCCAGACACACUUGUUCAGUAAUGUUGACAAAUCUUCACAGAUAGUCAAUAUGUUUAUUUUAUCUACUUAAUGUAUCACACACACGCACACACAAAUAUAUACUUUUGGUAUUGCUCUCCCAUGACUGAAACAUGAAUAAGAUUUUUUUCAGUGUGCCACAGAAAUUGAGUCAAAACAGAAAGGACUGAAUUGAUAAGGGCAAAAAUAAUUUACAGGCAUUAGGCAGAAAACUAAGCAUUUAUAUACAGCCCAUUUUUCGAUGCAAGUCCAAAUUGGUGGAGCAUUUCCUAAUUGCAAGAACUCUCAAUUUGCAUUUGAGAGUAUUGCUUUUUCUGGGGUCCUAGAAGAAAGGGUGGGUUAUGAUGACAGAUAAAUUGGCCAGGGGUUCUCAAACUUGUUGGCCUUCAACUCCCAACAUCCCCAGGCACAAUGGCCAUUCUUGCUGGGGAUGAUGGGAGUUGUAGGCCAACAACAUCUGGGUGUCUAGGUCUGAGAACCCCUGGCCUAAGCUCUUUCUCAGGAUGCAUGAGAGGCAUCUUCCAGUUCAAUAUAGCAUUUCAGAUAGACAUGCCAGGUAUGUGUAUCAGGUUUGAGAACCCUUGGCCUAAGCAAUUUAUCUGUCAUUAUAAACCUUUGUUCUAGGGCCCCAGAAAAUGCAAUAUUAUCAAAUGCAAAUUGAGACCUCUUUCAUUUUGGAAAUGCCCCAACCAUUUCAAUGGAAGAAGCCAAUCUAAAUGCCACGUCCGAUCAAAAAGGAAACCUUCUGUGUCUAACAUCUUUAACCUUUCUCUUCUCAAGAGCAGCAUGGCUAUAGUAGUUCCAAGAUAUAAUCUCACUGGGGUUAUUUGUCCAAGAGAACAAGUAGUGUUAGUCUAAAGAACUUAGAUCCUUGGGCAUAGAAAAAAUUGAGCUUGUACAAUGUUUCCCUUGCUGAAGUUCCAGUUAUUAAUUUAUUCAGCAUGGAGGCGGUGUUCUUUGAAGGGGGAAAAUGUGUUUGAUUUUGGUUUCUUUGUUUUUUUAAGAAACUAUUGGUAUGAUUUUUAGCAACCAUUAGAAAUAUCUAAUGUCUGGCAAAACCACCCAGAGGCGCAAGUUUUGGGGGGUAUAAAAAUAUGUUUUAAAAAAAUAUAUGGUGAAAUGUCUUCAAUGUAUCUCUUGUUUAGAAGUUGAGUAUUGAGUGCAAUGCUAAGUCACUUUUGGGUAUAAGCAUUAUACUCUGUAUUUGUAACUUGACAAAGAACUAGCUAACUGGUGUGUAAUUUCAACAGAACCUUUAUUUAAAAAAAAUCUGAAAGUGUUUUAUGCAUUAGAAUCUUCCUUAGGUGCUUGAGAAGAAAUUGCUAGUGUUUUGAAUUUGGUAAUUCUGAUAGCUUUUGAAAUGAGUAACAGUAUUCCUCCUUGCUUCCAUUUAUCUACCUUUUUAUUCUUUAAAGAUGGCUUGUAGGCCAGUUUGACAUUUGAUUAACUUAGACAAUGCUUCCAUUCAGAUGUUAAAUUUGGAUAAGACAGGUGUAGUCAUAAUAAUGGUCUUUGGCCAUUGAGGCUAGGGAUGAUGGGAGCUGUAGUUCAACCACAUGGGGGGAGUGUCUAAGUUUGAGAACCCCUGUUGUAAGCAAUCCUGGCCUGCAAGUUGUCAGAGGGUGAACCAGUUGGGUCAGUUUCAAUGCACAGCUCUCGGGACCUCUAGUCUUGGCUUUCUGUGCUUCUGUCUCAUGUGGCAUCCCAUUGUAUUGGUUUUCUGCACAUUGUCUGGUCCUUGCAAUAGGUCCUGGUACUUCAAUCCCACCUGCCAUAUGGUGGUUGUACAUGCGCAGCUGCUGGGCACUGGUGCACUAGGAUGCCCUUGUGGGUGGGCACAGGAAAUAGGCUGGGGUGGGGAACACUGCAACAGAUCCUUCAAAAUAAAUAGUUUGGAUUCUGAAAAUCUGGAACAGGCCUCAUAAAAUCGACAGAGUGCAGAUAAAAAGAUCUGCUCACAACUAUUCCUUUUCAGGAUGAAGAGCUGAACUCCUUGCCACUGUCGCCAAAAUAAAUAGAAUCUCAGUGCUUAAUUCAGAGCCGCCUUAGAACAAAAAGUGUUUCGGGCCAUUUUAAUGCAACCAUCGAAAAAUUGUAACUUUGCGACAGUCUAUGCUGCUAGUAGAAUGAGGUGAUAGAAUCUUGUAGCUGUACCACUUCAGACUAUGGGGAGAGCACCUUUUUAAUGAAUGCUUUCCCAUACUAUAAAAACUUCCCUGUAGGAAAACAGCUAGCACGUCAUGGCAGAGAUUCUAAUCCAGCCUGCUAUCUGCUGUAGUUUCUGCUUGCAGGGAGUUUGGGAGGUGGGUUGUUUUUACACAGGGGAGCAUUAAUAUGGUCCCCACUUGAAAUGUGAAGGGAUAUAAUUAUUUCCAGCUUGACUUAUAUGUAGGCCAGGGUACAGUCUCAUGGAGAUAGGCCCACAUUGGCCCAAUGUUGUUCCUUGCUUGUUGGUUUGAACUUACUGAGCCUUGGUUUGACCCAAAUGGUUUGAACUUACUGAGCCUUUUGUCUUUCCCCAGUUGGAUGAUUGUUUGUGCAGGAUUCAGGCUGAUAAUAGGUUCAGCUUGCUCAGUCCACUUCAAUAGGUUUAGGCACUCCUGAUGACUCAGACCUACUUCCAGCUCUUCCGAUGCUUUUGUUUUUUGCUUUAACAACUGUUCAGAACACAGCCAAAGCCCUUUUCAGCCCCCCAAAAGGGGGAAACAAUAAAACAAGAAAUGGUUUCUUACCACCUCCCCCCUCCUCGCCCCAAGGCAAUGAACAAGUGACAGUUUUGAUUGUAGAGGUUGCCAUUCUUGAAUUUUUUUUCUCUGCCAGUUCCAUCUUGGCACAGCAUCUGCCACUAUGAUGUUUGGCCCUGAACAUUUAAUGCCCUGAUUCAGUCAGGUCUUCAGAUUCUGCUUUGUUCCUCCUUGAUCUAGUUUUCCAAUGAUGCAUCUUGUUCCAUGCCCUGCCUCCCAAACUUGCUUCUUUCUCAAACCAUAUGUUUGUUCUUCCACUGUGAACUCAUAUGCAUUGUACUGGGUUUCAUAAGGUAGCCAUUUGAAGAUCUGGUCAGAGUUGGUUUAAAGCAGAAGAUCUCAAACUUGGGUUCCCAGAUGUUGUCGAACCACACCCACCUCCAAAUGGCCCUUGGCCAUUGGAGCUGGGGAUGGUGAGCAUUGUAGUCCAACAACAUCUGGGGACACCAAUUUGAGAGCCCCUGCUUUAAAGGAUUGCACAAGGAGCUCAAAGCAUAUACUGGCCAUUCAAAUGUGGCCUCAAUUGUCGUAAUUGCAAGUGAAAUAACAUUGUUCCAUUUUAUCAGAGUUGCCCAUGUCACAUCAUAGAAGACCUGGUUGUGCUUGACUCGACACAGAGCUUGUUUUCUUUCAUCUUGAGACUGCCACGCUGGUCAGGCAAUUUGGCGAGUGUGUUUUGGAUAUAGUCUUCUAACAAAAGAGGAAUUGUUUGAACAAUAACCAGCAUGAUCUUUGGAAAUCUGAAAGAUUCACAGAUAUAAGAUUGAUUUACCUGCUCUAAGACCAGAAAGAGCUUUGAUACAUAUAAGCUUUGUGUAAUACAGGAAAUCUCCGGAUAUUGUCUGCCGAAUACCAGGUUCUUCGACUGAACUAUGGUUUGCCUAGCCUUUAAGGUUGGGAGUGCAUCCUAGAUCAAAUUGACUGAGUCUUAACCAGUUCUUCCUUCUCUCAUCUUUGAACAUUCUCUUCUGCCUUCAAGAAGCUAGAGUUUGUGGCUUUUAUAUGCUGUCAUAAGAACAAGAUAUGAAUGUGUUCUUUUCUAGCGUUACUUCCCUCCUUUUGCAAUAAGUGGAGUCACUCUUGGGUCUACCUGGGCUUCUUAUUCAAGUCAGUAGGUGGCUUCACACAAUCCACCACAAGUCCAAUUCCUGCCAAGCAUGUGUUCUCAACUGGUGUGUCAUCCAAACCUGCCCAAGUCUAGUUCCCAAGCCGGACUGCCGACAUUGGUGUAAUCCACAUUUGAAGUUGAGUGGAGAAUGUUGGGGAAAUGUUGGCAAUCCAACUUGGGAACUAGAAUGUGGCAGGUUCAGAUGAUACGCUCACUGGGAGUGCGUACUCUCCAGGAACCGGACUCGUGGGAGAUCAUGUGAAGCCUCCCAAUGUGUUCUUUCUCAUUGCCAUGUAGUCUUGAUCUUAAAAGAGCAAUGUUCUUUUCAAAAUCAAAGGUGAAAGUGUUCUAGUGUUGUGUAGGGAUCAAUGGCUGAUAAGCUCCUGCCUUGGAAAUCUUAGAAACUCUGACUCGAGGAUAUUUGCCAACAAUAAUCUAAUCUGAAUGAAUUUCUUUGUUACAACCAGAAGCCAACAGAGAGAGAGAAAUUAACACAGUUGACAGUAAUUAAUAAAUCAAGCUGAAUAAUUAAAUCAUGCAAGAAUGUUUUUUUAAGGGUUUUUAAUGUAACUGUGGCUAACGAGUAAUUUCCUUUUACCUAGUACUGUUGAUAAUUUACCAGGAAAAAGGAUAGAAGAUAUUUUAGUAUAAGAUUGUUGCUCACCUUAAUUUACAGAGAAUUGCUUCCACUUGGUGUGUAUCGCAACAUUAAUUCUUUAUCAAAUAUGUACAUUGGUUUCUUUAUGCUAUAAAAUGUCAUGAAAACCUUUCUUUUAUAUAAAACUAUCCCUAUUUAUAGACUGAAGGCUCUGUUUAACCACCUAAAAGUGAUCAAAGUGUAGAAAGCUCUAGGAAAGCUGACAUUGCAUUCUUAAAGGUAUAUAUUCAGUGACUGCACAUGGACAUGAGAACAAUUUCAAAUGUUAUAUCAGAUGUUUACAUUUUUUAAAAUGACUUGUUAAAAACCGGUGGUCUCAAUGUACAGUACAAUGUUUUUUAGCAAUUAUAUAUAUAUAUUCUAUUUUAAGAUAUCAAACACAACGAACAAUAGAACACAUAGAGUGUAGUUUAUCGGAUGCCAGUCCGCAGAAAAUUUGUGUUGUAGAUCCCUGAAAAAAAUGCUAUUGGCACAAUCCAGGUGGGAUAUCUCUUGCACAAACUCUAUUAAAGGGAACAGGAAGUGCUCACAAACCAUUCCUGGGCACACACUCUUGGUUUUAAGGAGCCUGUGCAGCACAGAUUUCCUGAAUUUUCCAGUGGAAUUGCUGUCACAGCCUUAACCUAGAGUAUAUAAGAUGGUGCUUAUAAAAUACAUGUAUAGUAUAUUCAUGGAUGGGGUACGUCAUAUCUAAGUGUUUACAAAACUGGAAACUCUUAAGAAUUCUACUGUAUUUUGGCUAUAAAGAUUCUCCAUUUUCCAUCCAAUAUUUAAACUCAGUAGUACGGUAAGAUGAAUAGGGCUCAGUCUUUAUUAGAUUGUAAGUUGUGCUUUCUCUCUCUCUCUCUCUCUCUGUCUCUCUCUCUCAUACACACACACACACACACACACACACACACACACACACGCAAGCUGCAAGAUUAGCACACUUAAAAUGUGAUGGAAUGAAAGUAUUAUCAGUAUUUGAAAGAUAGGUAUUGUUUUCCAUUCUCUUGCAGUCUUAAACCCUUUGUCAGGAUGGGGUUUUUUUUGUUUGGGGUUUUUUGUACAAACUCACUAACUAGGAGAGAACAUUUUUAUUCACUAGUAUUCAGCUAGGGUGUUUCCACAUCCAGAGCCUGUUUUUGAUCUUUUAAAAGAAAGAUCACAUGCACAUUCUUCUUUUCAUUAAAGCAUCGCAGCAAACUCGGUUUAGAAAUAUCCGUUUUUAAGUUGAGCUUGGACCACAUGGGAAUCUCGGGUCACCCAAAGCGUGUCUUGUGUUCUCCUCAGUAUAAAAUACACACCAAAAAAAGUGCACAGAGAUUGGUUUUGAGCUGAUGUCUUGCUUCUCUCCUGAUACCAGGGGAUGCCUGUACAUUCAUAUAUCUUUACAUCUGCUAUCUCAGGUCCCUUUAAAAUGAAAUGCUUCAGGGAUUUUUCAUGCCAUGUGAUGGUGGCAGACCAAAUGUAGUAUUUAUAUGCAAUGAGCUAUUUGUUUUUUGUAUUGUAAAAAAUGUAAAUUUGUAAAUCUUUUUUUCUAGAGGCUUUCUGCGGGGGAUGGAAAGGGAACACUUAAUGUAAUUUAGGAUGUUUCAUUUUCCAGCUAUGGGACUACCUUAAUUAAAAGAGAACCUCAUGCUUUGA